Molecule: messenger RNA, 1846 nt
Organism: Drosophila arizonae
Lineage: Eukaryota; Metazoa; Arthropoda; Insecta; Diptera; Drosophilidae
Source: RefSeq, a predicted model, not a curated record
UAAAACGUAUAACGAUAAAAAAAAAAAACAAAACGCAACAAAAAAUAUGUUUCAAAUUCCACGACCAACGCGGGCAACACUGCUCGGCGCUGUCAUUGCGCUUGGCAUGGUGAUGUUAAUGUCCUGCGUGCGUCCUUUGGGUGUCCUGUUCCUGGGCCUGUUCAGCUAUUGGCUCUAUUGGACACGGUGCAGCUAUAGAGUGGUGCUCACGCCACAGCUGCGCGAAAAGCUCGAGUCCUGGCUGCAUCGCGCCGUCGAUUGGCGCCACAACUCGCCCAGCAUGUUCUGCUUGGUCAGCGCCGGCUGCCUGGCCACAAUCGCCGUUUUGGGCCACCUGUUGUCCGGCUCGGUGCUGGUGAUGACCCUGCUGGUCGUCUCCGCCGUCGUCUCCACCAAAUACAAUUUUAAGCUUGUACAUAUCGAGCGCAGAGAUUUCCAGUGGUCGGAGCGCAUCAACUACAAUAAUGCCGUGUCCGAGCUGGACGAUGAGUUCCUGCCGGACGUAAACGAAUCGAAUCUGUUUGUGCUGGAGCGGGCCAGCGAUGUGGCCACCAUCAGCUCACCCACCGAUGCGGACGGCCUUGGCGAUGGCGACGAUGACGAUCGCAGCGACGAUGUGCCCUCCGAGCUGCUGAUACCCGAUUGCAUACCAGAGAUCGAUGAGCAUUCGACGGACGAGGACGAUGAGCUGGUGCCCCUCUCGCAGUCCAAGCAAACUGCGGAAGCACAACAGCAACAGCAACAGCAGCAACAACAACAACAGCAAUACGAACAGAGCCGACAGGCAAUGGACAAUGGCUCCACAGCGGACAAGACAAUGGACUUUCGCAGGGGUCACUUCAAGCGUGACUCCUCGCUGUCCACCACCUCGUCGUCGUCGGAGGAGAGCCUGUCCAAGGGCCUGCAGUUCCCCGACCACACCAGCGUCGACGCUGGCGGCCCCUCGCUGCGCCAGCUGACCGCUCCGCCCACUGGCGCUGAUACUGCCAGCAGUAGCAAUCUAUUGACGUUGGCUGUCAAAACGCAAGCGCAGGCGCUGCUGCCCAGCCUCGUCUCCAACCUGGUGCAGUGGGGUGCCAGCGAGCUGGACAGCACCGCCAAGCGGCGCCAGGUGACGGCGCUGGACUCGUCCGAUGAGAGCGACUUUGAGAUACUCGAAACGGACGAUUUUAAAUAAACUGCUGUACGCGGGGCGGCGUACAGUAUUACCAACUAAUAUCUAUCUAUCUCUCUCUAUAUAUAUACAUACAUAUAUAUGCAAUAUAUAUUGAAAGAUAUAUAUUUAUUCACAUAUUGCAUACAUACGCCUGUAGAAAUCACAGAUGCACAGAGAGAGAGAGAGAGAGAGAGAGAGAGAGAGACAGGGGGAGAGAGAGAGAGCGAAAGAGAGGGAGCUCGGAUUUGGUGGUUCUUUCGUUGCGGGCCAAGAAUUUUGUAUGCCAUAUGAGCAGACGGUCUUUAAUUUGAUCUAUGUAUAUCGUAAAUGUUGAUUAUAUAGCUCCAAUAUAUGAAUGACGUAUUUAUACACAAAUGUCGAUUUCUUGCACCCAUUUUUGGGUUCCCAUUCCCUUUCAUUCUCUCUGCUGUUUGUGCUCUGUAUAUUAUUAAUUAUAAUUUUUACUGUAAUUUUUUUUUUUUACUUUUAAUCGUAAUUGGAUGUUUGUUUUAUUAUCAUUGUGCUUUGGAGCAGCGGUUAAGUUACUAAAGACGCAAAUUGAAAUUUUGAUUUGAGUUUCGUUUACGAUUUCUAUUAGCUGUAUGCAAAAAUGUAAAUAUAUUAAUAUUCAUACAUACAUACAUACGGAUACUCAUGCAAAUGUUGAGCUACUUAAUCUAAAACCCUAAA